Eremomyces bilateralis CBS 781.70 is the source of this 1658-nucleotide messenger RNA. RefSeq names its product phosphoribosylamine--glycine ligase. The record is from RefSeq and is a predicted model, not a curated record. Gene Ontology annotation, molecular function: phosphoribosylamine-glycine ligase activity; ATP binding; metal ion binding. The transcript has 3 exons. NCBI's taxonomy places the organism in Eukaryota, Fungi, Ascomycota, Dothideomycetes, Eremomycetales, Eremomycetaceae. Bases 347 to 1624 code for a protein of 425 amino acids. Gene Ontology annotation, biological process: purine nucleobase biosynthetic process.
CCAAUCCACCAGCAAUGCCAACACCUAUAAUAUAUCAUGUAUGCGUAUUGUCCAAUGAUCACUCCGUCCAACUGAGCCCAUCAAUCCAUGGGCAACUACUCCAGUUUCGUGAAAUAAUAUCAAAAUCAAAUGGACAGAGUGGAUGUCUGGAGGUGGGACAAAAACGCUGCUGAUUGGUUGAUACGAUUGAUCCCUGCAAUUUUACCGCCGCUUUCGCAUUGAUCGAGAUUCGUCACAGUAUCAAAAAGUUUCCUUGUCUUAUCCAAGCCUCUUGCAAUUAAAUCGAGUCAACUCGGGUUAUUCGAAUUGAUAUUGGAAUCGUCCUUCUCCAACUCACAUCCUCAAUAUGGCCGAGUACCGUGUUCUCCUCAUUGGCAAUGGAGGCCGUGAGCACGCUUUGGCGUGGAAACUUGCCCAGUCCCCGUUGGUAUCGAAUAUCUACUGCGCUCCGGGCAAUGGUGGGACUGCGUCCGUCCCCAAAUGCGAGAAUCUCCCCAUCUCCGGUGAAGAUUUCCCUUCGCUUCUCUCUGCAGCACAUACUCGGGACGUCAAUCUCGUCGUUCCUGGACCGGAGGCUCCAUUGGUCGCUGGAGUUACCGACUAUUUCAAGGUGCAUGCGCCAUUGGUGCUUUGCUUUGGUCCAUCGAAAGCGGCGGCACAGUUGGAAGGUUCGAAGGCGUUUUCCAAGGACUUUAUGAAGCAUAACGCCAUCCCUACCGCGGCCUAUGAGAAUUUCAAGGACUAUGAUGCUGCGAGGAAGUACCUGGAUUCUGUCUCUCAUCCGGUCGUCAUCAAAGCCAGUGGACUCGCAGCUGGAAAGGGUGUGAUCAUCCCGACUAGCAAAGAGGAGGCGCAAGCGGCACUCAGAGAGAUCAUGGUUGACAAAGAGUUUGGGUCGGCAGGAGAUGAAGUGGUCAUCGAAGAAUUUUUGGAAGGCGACGAGAUUUCCAUCCUGAGCUUAUGUGAUGGGUCGAGGAUGGUCAAUUGCCCACCCGCUCAAGAUCACAAGCGGAUUGGCGACGGGGAUAUUGGCCCAAAUACCGGUGGAAUGGGAACGUACGCUCCAGCACCGGUAUGUACCGGGGAAAUGAUGAAGCAAAUCGAGAAAGAAGUGCUGGACCCAACCAUCAGGGCCAUGAAGGAAUCGGGUCAUCCGAUGAUCGGGUGCCUCUUCACCGGUCUUAUGCUUACAAAGAAUGGCCCGAAAGUUCUCGAGUAUAAUGUGCGAUUUGGCGAUCCCGAGACGCAGAGCGUACUGAUGUUGCUUGAUUCCGACCUUGCGGAAAUCAUUGUGGCAUGCGCAAACGGUUCGCUGGAGUCCGUCAAUGCUACCUUCUCGUCAAAUUUUGCCGCCACGGUUGUCGUCGCUGCUGGAGGGUAUCCAGGACCAUAUAAAAAAGGAAUCGACAUGCAGCUCGAUGCAACACCAGAUGGAAUUGUUCUGUUUCAUGCUGGUACAUCCACCAUGGACAAGUUGAAGACCGCGGGCGGACGAGUCAUCGCAUCCUCUGCCUCAGCCAGCACACUUCAAGACGCUGUAAAGGCUGCAUAUCAUGGUGUAAACUGCAUUCACUUUGAUGGAAUGCAAUACCGCCGAGAUAUCGCCGCUCGAGCCCUCAAAUGACGGCCCAUCGGCUCACAAACUUCAUCAUCUUAGC